This is a messenger RNA of Coccinella septempunctata (seven-spotted ladybird), 1939 nucleotides long. RefSeq names its product pyruvate kinase-like. Lineage: Eukaryota; Metazoa; Arthropoda; Insecta; Coleoptera; Coccinellidae. Gene Ontology annotation, cellular component: cytoplasm. Bases 13 to 1779 code for a protein of 588 amino acids. Gene Ontology annotation, molecular function: potassium ion binding; pyruvate kinase activity; magnesium ion binding. The transcript has 8 exons. Gene Ontology annotation, biological process: glycolytic process. The record is from RefSeq and is a predicted model, not a curated record.
GGGGCUUUUCAAAUGCUUUUUUGGAUCAUUUUGAGAAGAGGGGGUAUAUGUGGCAAGGACAGAUCAAGUACACUCUUCCCUACAGUCAAAAGUUAUGUCACCUGUACAUUUAAUUUGAUUUGUCAGUUUCAUCAGAGUACUUUAAUUAAAUCCUUUCCAAAAAUGGUUUUCACAUCAAUUUAUGACAAUGAGGAUAGCAAAAUGCCAUAUACUCCGGACGUGCUGCCUCAGCAGAUGCAGGCCGCAGAUGCCAAAACAGAGCUGGAUCACACCUGUGCUCUGGAUAUUCUGUCUAGAGCCUCCUAUGUCAGAUUGACUGGAAUCAUCUGUACAAUUGGACCCGCUUCGAAGGAACCAGAAUUCUUGGAGAAAAUGAUGGAAACCGGUAUGAACACUGCACGUUUGAAUUUCUCCCAUGGUUCCCACGAAUACCACGCAGAGACCAUAAAGAAUAUUCGACUGGCGGUCGAGAGCUACAGCAAAAAAAUUGGCAUGCCUUUCCCGCUUGCCAUCGCCCUAGACACCAAAGGUCCAGAAAUCCGUACUGGACUUCUCGAAGGUGGUGGAUCGGCUGAAGUUGUAUUGAAGAAGGGGGAAACCAUCAAGUUGACAACCGACAAGGCGUAUGAGGAGAAGGGAAACGCGAGUUGCAUCUAUGUCGAUUACGAGAAUAUCACUAAAGUCCUGAAACCAGGCAACAAGGUUUACGUAGACGAUGGUCUGAUGUCUCUGGUGGUGAACAACAUACAGGGCUCUUUCUUGACGUGUACCAUUGAGAACGGAGGUAAACUGGGCAGUCGUAAGGGUAUCAAUUUACCCGGUGUUCCUGUGGAUCUACCUGCGGUUUCUGAAAAGGAUAAGGGUGACUUGCAGUUUGCUGUCGAGCAAGAGUUGGACAUGGUCUUUGCUUCUUUCAUCAGAGACGCCAGCGCUUUGACCGAGAUCAGGAAUAUCCUUGGAGAGAAGGGAAAGAAAAUCAUGAUCAUUUCCAAGAUUGAGAAUCAACAAGGGAUGAAGAACAUCGAUGAGAUCAUCGCGGCUUCCGAUGGUAUCAUGAUCGCCAGGGGAGAUUUAGGUAUCGAAAUCCCAACCGAGAAAGUCUUCCUGGCACAGAAAUCCAUCAUCGCCAAAUGUAACAAACAGGGUAAGCCCGUCGUAUGUGCCACUCAGAUGCUCGAAUCGAUGACGUAUAAACCAAGGCCCACUAGAGCCGAGAGUUCGGACGUGGCGAACGCCGUCCUAGAUGGCGCUGAUUGCGUUAUGUUGUCCGGGGAGACGGCCAAGGGUGAAUAUCCGUUGGAGUGCGUCCGAACCAUGGCCGACAUCUGCAAGGAAGCUGAGGCCGCCAUCUGGCAGAGGAGACUCUUCAGCGACCUGUCGAACAAGGCAGUUCCACCAAUCGACGCUGCACACACAGUUGCUAUUGCAGCCGUGGAGGCAUCGGCCAAAUGCUUAGCCGCAGCCAUCAUUGUGAUAACCACCACCGGUAGAUCAGCUCAUCUCCUCUCCAAAUACAGGCCUAGGUGUCCCAUCAUUGCAGUCACGAGGAAUGCUUUGACAGCUCGACAAUGCCACGUGUACAGAGCUAUCCUGCCUAUCAUCUACGAAGAGGAUAGGGUCGAGGAUUGGUUGAAGGACGUGGAUCUUCGCGUGGGUGCGGGUAUCAACUUUGGAAAAGCGAAAGGUUUCAUCAAGUCCGGCGACCCGAUCAUCAUAAUCACCGGCUGGAAGCAGGGUUCAGGUUUCACAAACACCAUGCGAGUCGUUAACGUUUCGUAGACUGUCACUACCAGGGCACUUUUCCCUUAUUUUACACUACAUCCUCUAGUAUAUUUAGUUUAUUUCGAAAGUAAUUUAUUACUAAACGAUUUAGUACCUAUAUAUUUCUGUCUUCAGAAUGUUAAACGAGAUAUUGAAGAAUAAACAUUUAAAACUUGAA